AUGGCGAACAAGGAAAACCUUUCGCCGCACAGCGCCGCAUCGAGAAAUCUCGCGCACGAUGGCUCGGGACCAUUCGUCCACGCAUCCAGCAGCAACCGCAAUCAAGCACACAGUCCCAUUUUCGGCCUCUCUCCAAGCAAGAACCCCGUCCUCAACCAACAGCGAGACCACUCCGCUUGUCGCCGAACAGAUUUGCCAUUGAAAGUUCGUAAGACACGGGAGAAUCUCAGAGAGCCUGUCGCGUACACCAAUGUCCUGCCACCACUGCCACCAUGUGUUCACGCAGGUCACACGGCGGCUGAGGUCGUCAGAGAAGACGCGCACGACCAAAUCGACACGUCCGAAUCAACGCUGGUGGAUGCUUAUGAAGAUGACAACGCAGCCCUGCGCGCUCUUGAUCCUGCGCCAAUGCCCGGCAGGAUGCAGAGGCAUAAAUCUGUUAGCCGACGAAUGCUUUCCAAGGUGAAGGAAGGCAUUUCUCAACGAUCUCGCAGCUCACAAUCAAUGCGACCUCCAGCAGGCUCAGACACAGGCUUGAUGCGAAAAUUGUCAGGAAAGAUCAAGCAGAGUUCGGAAGAGCAGCCCCGAAUGCGCAGCUUCGAAAUCAGUAGAGAGAGCAUCGACAGCCUGGUUGAAGACGGAAUAGGUGCGAAACCUACAGCAUCAUCCAACCCCAGCAUCCCUAUGGAAUAUCCAACGGGCAGUACUCCAAUCACGACUCCACCACCUUCUAGUCCCUUGACGCCAAAAGCUUUGACACAUACGAGACAGUAUUCCGGGCGCUUGCUCUCACCCUCUCCUGAACCUCGUGCACCGUCUGACGACCCUACACCGCGGCCGACGCUGAAGACAAGCACGUCCGGCUUUGGCCGCGAGAGCAAAAGCUUACAGGUCACGAUCCCUUUUGUCAAUUUGUCCGUCAAAGUCGAUCGCAACUCUAUUGACGUAAACCUUGCGGGAGACAUGUGGGUUGCGGUCGAGGGCACUGUACGAAGCUGGGCAGUUGAAGCRUCCACUAUGCAUUCCGCACGAACAGCGCCACUGCGCAAGAGAUCGCUCGAUGCUAUCAUCGUCGUAACUCAGGAUGUUCUUGCGUUUGAUACAAAGGCCGCGCACAAGUGCAUCGUUGAGCUGUGCUCCAGACUCAACGUUGCCGGUGAUAGACUGGCAGUGCUGUGCGCCCGAAUGCAGCAGACUGGUACAUCCGCGGUGAACUGCGAGUGCGAGCAACUCCAUCCGCUGCAGGGUCCUAGUUUGACGAGGCUUUUCGAACGUUUAGGCAUCGCUCCGGCCGCCGUCAACACCAUCUUCGAGGCAAACUGGCAGUCAUUGCCAGACUCACUGCAAUGUCUGGCAGAGAGCGGACUUCGCAAGGACAGAGCGCAAGCAUUCGUCAUCUCGAGAACCCCGGACUUGCUUGUGCAAAUCAUUGAUCACUUGGUCCAGUGGCCAACACAUGCUCUCAAGAUCGGCCUUACUUCAGAGCAUGCUACCGUCCCAGUCCCUCAUACCCGCCACAACUGGGCCGUCCAGAUCAAAGGUGAUGCGGAUGAAAAUGUAGAAAUCUUCGAUAACAUGAUCAAAGACCUGCGCCACGGCUGUCCAGGGGGCUGCAUCUCUAGUCUGCGCAUGUGCUACAAGCCAAGACAAGGCUGUCAGAUCUUGGAGGUGUUGGGCCAAAAAGCUUCCAGAGACUUGAGGCUCGGACAGCGAUUUUCACUCUUCCUCAAAGUUCACGUGCCUCGCGUCGACACUUCCCGAUCAGACGCACAUAACGAAGCCACCGAGACUGAUUCACUGUUCGCCGAGCUGGAGAGUAUCGUUGGAACUCUGGAGACAAACUUGGUCCACGUUGAGGCUCGCUACCGACACUCUCUGUUCCCGUCCGAGAGUGUAGUGACAGUGAGGCAGAUUUGCAGCAUUAGACGCCCAAAAUCGGACACUCGUUGGAGCACCGUUGGACGAGAGAAUGAUGUCUCGAGUCCGGAACGGGUACAUGUGGCACUGGCGCAAUUCCUCGCGAUGCAUUAUCCUCCAGCUAGGGCGCUCAGAAUGAUAAAUCGGUGGGUCAUGCUGCCAAGUGAGUGUCAAGUCGAAGAGAUGCAGCAAGUCAGAAAAUACUUGGAGCUGCAAAUCAAUGCCUCUGAUGGUUUGGGCGGUAGCAGCACAUCAGUUUCACCUGACUCCACGAAGCCGAGCGUGAUAGUCACAGACAUUGAGAGCGAACCGCACGUUACCGCAACACCAUGCAAGAUUGAAGCAGUACCGCCAGGCAUACCAUCCGCAUCCAGGGUGGCGAACAUGCAACUACCGGCUGAAGUCGGCGCCCUUUCACCAAAGUCAAGCAUUGCAGCAGCUCGCACAAUUUCUGUAGCGAAGACCACGACGGCACUCACCAUCGCGGGGACUCCACAUAUUGAUCAAUCUUYGGAUCAAGGUGAAGAUUCAGCCCGGCAGCUUUGGCGUCAUAUUCGACAUCAUUCCCUCUCUGCGAAGCAAUUGGCAGACAUGACGCCGACCAAACUGCAACAGCUCGAAGCGAAUGAUGAUACUAUAAGGGUGUUGAGACACAGGGCUCUGUCGAWCAAGCGCAGCGUCGGAGUGGAGACGUUGAAGGGUUGGAAGUGGGAAGAGAGGGCAAAGGAUGGCGGCGCCGAAGCACCAUGGCUUUAG
Ramularia collo-cygni is the source of this 2673-nucleotide messenger RNA. RefSeq lists its product as uncharacterized. The transcript is spliced from 4 exons. The coding region runs from base 1 to 2673 and encodes 890 amino acids. NCBI's taxonomy places the organism in Eukaryota, Fungi, Ascomycota, Dothideomycetes, Mycosphaerellales, Mycosphaerellaceae. The record is from RefSeq and is a predicted model, not a curated record.